AUGGGUCUGAAAGACUCGGCGCUCGCCAAGUACAUCCGGAAUAUUAAGACGUCGCCGAAGUCUCUCAUCGCGAACAGGCAGCUGAUUUGCACUUCGUUGGUGUUUGCCUUCGCGGGCAUCCCUCUAUGCUGGGAUCAAGGCUCCUCCGCCACGAUCCCCUCCCUCCCCGGCUUCCAGCAUGCAUUUGGCAUCACCUCCGCCACGAACCCAAGCCAAGUCUCCAACUUCGUCUCCCUAGUCUACAUCGGCGCCGGUGUCGGCGCGGCCCUCACCUACUUCAUCAAUGACCGCUGGGGUCGCCUUUGGGCUCUCCGCAUCUACUCCGUAACAUGGAUCAUCGGUCAGCUCAUCGCCGUCGCUUCCUCGGGUAACCUCGCCGCCAUGUACGCCGGCCGCAUCAUCGCCGGCUUCGGCAUCGGGCCCCUCACUGUGAUCGGCCCCGUUACUCUCACCGAAAUCGCGCCCGCUGAAACCCGCGGGCUCAUCACCUCCUGGUUCUCCGUCAUCAUGCUGCUCUCGCUGACCGUUGCCGCCUUCGUCGUCCUCGGCUGCUUCGGCAUGGCGCCCAGCAACGUUCAGUGGCAGGUCCCCUUCUUCAUCCCCUGCGUCGCCAUGGCCCUCGUUGUCGCGGCCAGCUUCUUCGUCAUGGACAGCCCGCGCUGGCUGUUCCUUGUCGGGCGCGACGAAGAGGCGACGCAGACGCUGAUCACGCUGCGCGGGCUGCCGCUCGAGCACCCACGCAUUCAGUCGGAGCUGCGCGAGAUCACGGAGAGCGUCGCCAAGGAAAGGGUUGCGUUUGGGGAGGCGAGCACGUAUUCGCUGGCUGGGCUGAGGGCGGUGUGCCGCGAGACGUUUUUGGUACCGGCGAAUUUGCGGCGGACGCAGCAGGCGUUUCUGUCGUAUGCCCUCGCGCAGUUGUCGGGUGCGAAUAGUAUCACUACCUACUUGGUGCCGGUGCUGAGUCUGAUUGGGGUCAAGGGGGGCACGACGCAUAGUUUGCUGUAUGCGGCGCUGUACUCGAUGGCUAAGUUCUUUUAUACGUUGAUCGCCAGUUUCUUUUUCGUGGAUGCGCUGGGGCGCAGGAAUAGUCUGUUCAUUGGCAUUAUUGUUCAGAUGCUCUCACACAUUUACAUUGGUGUUUACAUCAAGUUCAGCCACGAGGGGCCAGUUUCGCAAGGUGCUGGACAAGGUGCUCUCGCGGCUAUUUUCUUGCAUGGCUUCGGCUACGCUGUUGGCCUCUUGAUUCUGCCGUACAUCUUCGUCAGCGAGCUGUGGCCGAACCAGCUCCGGUCCUUCGGCGCAUCCCUCACGCAAUGCUUCCAUUGGCUCUUCUUCUUCGGAGUUAACAAGGGGGUUCCUUCUCUGCUCGAGAGCACCGACCAGUGGGGCGCGUUCCUCUUCUUCGCCGGCUGGUGUUUCUUGGCGCUCCUCUACGUGUUCUUCACCGUGCCGGAGACUGCGGGCGUGGACCUCGAGAAGAUUGACGAGCUGUUCCAGGGCCCAUGGUUCAAUCAAUACAAGAGAACCAAGGCGAUGGGCCGAGAAGUGGAAGUACUCGAGUCUGUUGAGUCGCGAAGCGAGAGCGAAGGCGUUGAUGUGUUGGCAUCUGGGAAGAAGUGA
Colletotrichum chrysophilum is the source of this 1620-nucleotide messenger RNA. RefSeq lists its product as uncharacterized. The coding region runs from base 1 to 1620 and encodes 539 amino acids. The transcript is spliced from 3 exons. NCBI's taxonomy places the organism in Eukaryota, Fungi, Ascomycota, Sordariomycetes, Glomerellales, Glomerellaceae. The record is from RefSeq and is a predicted model, not a curated record. Gene Ontology annotation, biological process: transmembrane transport; carbohydrate transport. Gene Ontology annotation, molecular function: carbohydrate:proton symporter activity. Gene Ontology annotation, cellular component: membrane.